Molecule: messenger RNA, 7349 nt
Organism: Pocillopora meandrina
Lineage: Eukaryota; Metazoa; Cnidaria; Anthozoa; Scleractinia; Pocilloporidae
Source: the annotation of a GenBank genome assembly
AUGCUGCUUCGAAUGUCUUUCUCGGUCUUAGCAGCGAUUCUUUUCACUUCAGCCUGUGCCAGGUAAGAUUCACUAGUAAGGUUAGUUUAGAACUAAAACUUUUUCUUAAUUUCAACUACUAUCAAAGGCGAAAUAAUGGUGAUGAUUAUCGUAAAUUAUACUGCUAAAACGCGUAAGCGAUAAAAAAGUGAUUCAGACGGUAAUUACUCUAAAAUCAGGCGGCUAACAUCGACAGCAACAUUUCAAUCAACCGAUUGAACGAUUUUGUUGCAGAUAGAUGAAAAUAAAAUUUUGCAAAUAUAAGUCUGAAGUAUUGAACGAGAGAAACUUGAAGUACACUGAGUGUUUGAUCAAGGUUACCUCAUCCAUCCCUCUUUUAAUGGCUCUCCCUUCAGCGAGGGGGAAAAACAGUGUUUACCAUUAAUAGUGAGAGAACAGCGUCAGUGGAAAAUUUCUUAUCAAAAGGAAUCGUACGAUUUAUGUAUUUUUAAUGAACAGAGAAAGCUCCGUUUACUACAAAAUGUAAAUAGACAGCGAGGUGGUUGUCAGCUUAAUUUACGGUUGCAUGAUGUUUCGCUCUAUCACAUUAAUAAAUGAAAUAUUGAUCUUUCUAUAGUAGGUACGUUGUAUAACAACUAAAACCGUGUUUUGCCUCACUAGAGAGGGAUUUUAAGAGGCUUUUGAAUAAUAUUUAGUAUAGUGCAAAAAACUAAAAAAUAAAUUUCUGGAAAUUUCUACCGAAUGAAGAUUUGGGAGAGGGACGAGGGAAUGGUAAGAAUUUGCCAGGGAACGGCUUCGCUGAAAUCUUGAUAUAUAUUCAAUUUCCAUUUCUGGCCGAUAGCGCUGAAAUGUUUGAAUUUUACAGUUUGUGGUUUAAUGUCGUUUGAAUACUUUUUUUCACUAAGCUCUCUUACGUACUGGAGUGGCAGGAACGCAUCGGUUGUACUGCGCAGGCUCCUUGAUGAGAAACAUUACGACAAGAGAUUUAGACCUGACUUUGAAGGUAUGAUUAGUUCAUCUCACAGUUAGAAACUCUAAAAUUACAAGUUUUAAUUAAAAAAGAUAAAAAAAAAUAAUAAUAAAUCGCAGCCUGGGGGGUUACAAUUAUUAUCAUAAAGAUCAAUUCACUGUUCUUAGAGAGACCAAUCACAAUUUUUUAGUCAAUACCACGACCCCAAACCUGAACUCUACAGCUGUUACAUUGACGACUGUAUCAGCGCUACCUCCUCUACCAGAGAGGAGCUCACUCAAUUCAUAACCGCCGUCAAUUCCUUUCACCCGGCUCUCAAAUAUACCUGGGAAAUUUUCGACACUUCUUUGGCUUUUCUAGACAUCAAAAUUUCAAUUGAAGGCAACGGUUUAUGAACUACUGUUUCCUACAAACCUAUAGAUUCACAUAUUUACUUGCUGUAUUCAUCCUCGCAUCCGUGAUCACACGUCAAGAAUUCCAUACCUUUUUCACAGUCUCUCAGACUUCGUCGUUUAUGUAGUGACGACUCUGAUUUUCCAAAACAUCAGAGGCAGUGUGUAAGUUUUUCGAAAAACGUGGCUAUCCUGUUUCUGUCGUUCAAGCGGGUCACCACCGUGCCCAAAUAGUUAAUCGACGGUCAAACGGCUGAGAAGGAAAACAUUGACUGCAUUCCAUUCACUCUCACAUUUCACCCUCACAACCACGCGGUUAAGUCUAUCAUUCUUAAAAACUGCUUUAAAUUACUCCAAAACGAUUCAGAGAAUGGUACUAUCUUUUUUGCAACCUCCAGUAAUUUCAUUCAAACGUGACAAAAACAUAGGCAACUUUUUGGUCACAAGUUCAUUUCAAACCAAUUACCAACCUGGACUGACUUUCAAAUGCGCUCGCUUACGAUGCAAAACUUGUCCUUUCAUUCAUAACGUAGAGAAAAUCUCGGAACCCAGGAGAGCCAUUAAGAUCACUGAUCACUUUGCGUGUACCUUCGCCAAUGUCAUUUACUACAUAACUUGCACUUAUUGCAAAAAGUUAUACAUUGGUGAAACAGAAAGAUUACUAGGUGACCAAUUCCGAGAACACCUUCGCGACGUAGAAAGAAAUGACAAAGACGCAUCCGAGCCAGUCUCUAGCCAAUUUAAUCUCCCUAAUCAUUCUAAACAACAUGUGGGAAUUUGCGGCCUUUCCCUACAUCUGGGCAGUUCGGAAAGCCGCAAAACACUAGAUAAAAAAAUCAUCUUCCAAAUCGGCACCCUUAAUCCCCACGGUAUCAACGAGAGCUUUUCAUUCAAUUAGUUUAUUCUUGUUUUCUCGUCACCAUAUUCCAACCAGUAGCGUAGCUCCAUUUUCUGCAUAUAAACCGACGCAUAACCCACAAUUCCUCCAAUCGCUUUGACGAAGGGCUAACGCUCGAAACGUCAGCCUUUAAACUCUUUACAGUGGCCAAUUUACGUUUUCAACCCAGUUGUUAACACUAAAUUACCAAUCACAGUUGUUUUAUAGCGAGAGAUGGUGCUGUUUGAUGUUUCCGAGGAAUCCUGAUGCUGACUGAUGGUCAUGUAACACUUUUCUGCUUUUCUCAGGCCGCCCCGUGAAAGUAUUGGUGACAGUGUUUGUUACAUCGCUGGGAGGAUUGGAUGAAAGAGAAAUGGUGAGGGGGAUGUUGAAGCUAAGGAAGGAUUAAGUGCUGACUUUUUGUUUGUAUUUUGACUCGCCCUGCGGGCCUGUCAAAAAUACUCAGCAAUACUACACACCAAAACUUCUAAUAAGUUAUUUAUUAUCCAACUGCUUUAUCUCAAGGGCAUUUCUUAAAAAUUGGGAAAAGCGAAGCAGAUAGAGAAGCAUGGCGCCCGGAGCUGACCGGUUAAACAGGUUUUUUUUACAGUACAAAAAAACCAACUCUCCAAUAUCGGAGGAUAUUUGUAUUCGGUUCGCGUGUUAAUUGUACCACACUGAGUGCUCGUAGUUGGAUAACAAAAUAAUUUAUUUUAAGAGAACAUGGGGUUUCGUAGUGUUUAAUUAAUCUCGCCUAAAAGAUGUUUUUAAUUGAUUGACGAACUCUUCCCCGAUAAAUUGAUAAAUCAAUCUACGCAAUUUUAAUAUUUGCAUUCAUAUCAAAAAUACAGUAUGUGCUUAGGUUAUGAACAUAGCCCUUUUCUACAGCAGAAUCCAUCGUUCGAGUAAAUCGAUGUCGGCGGAAACUGCCUCAGUGCCUAAUGAACCGUGGGAAGCGAGGCGCGCCUCUAAGAGUUCACGUAAAAUACACGCUGCUCUUGGUUUUAACUCACUUUUUCCAAUUGGACAUUUCUUGAUGCUUCAGAACUCGUGUCAUUCAUACACUGUGGGUUAGGCUAUAUAGAAUUUCCCAUACGAUGGUAUGAAAUCAAUAAACUUUACUAGAUGUUUUAGAACGGUUAAGAUUUCUGUUAGAAUGAGUUGGUACUUCUUGUAUUCCGUUCAGCCCUCGCGGUAUAGAUUUGUUAGAAGUAUUUUGCCAGGUAUGGAAUGUAGUAUUGCAUGAAUAUCUGGGAGCGCCUUCACUUGGUGCUCAGCAGAACGAUUUAGAUUACAGUUAUAGGAAUAAAUGACUGUGAAUAUACGAAAAUCAUGUAUGUGAACUGCGGAUAAAGACGUGAAUAUGAGAGCGACCUUCGCAGUAAUGAACACUGUUUGAAAGUAGUGAAAAUAAGGCCUGAAAAAAAUUCAGAUCUGUACGGGAUUUGAACCCAUGACCUCUGCGAUGCAGUGCUCUACCAACUGAGCUAACAAGCCAAUUGGGACCUGGUCAUUAUGUUGGUUCCAUAAUAUGGAACAGUUUAACACAAGUGUCGCGAUCUUUGUUUCAUUUUAUUGUUUUCACCCCAGCAAUUUGAAAGCACGUUCUUUAUGAGACAAGUGUGGCAAGACUCUCGACUUCAGUUUGAGAAAGAUUAUGUUAAAAGAAAUCUGAGCCUGAAUGGAGACAUCAUGCAACAGAUUUGGAUACCAGACACCUACGUGAACAAUGAAAAGUCCAGCUCAGCACCAAAACAAGAAUUUCUACUCAUGGUUUUUCCAGAUGGAAAAAUUAUCUACAGUCAACGGUAAUAAUCAAGUAAUAUUGGCUCAAAACUGCAAUUUCAUACGUGUUCCUUAUUAUUAUGCAGGAAGCGCGUUUCACCCUCCGCGAGAAGAUUUGAGGCGAGCCGGGGAGAGGUUUGUCCUGAGUGGCUGCUAGUGCUAUACACCUUAUAGACAAAUGCCUUCUAAUUUCCCGUGGGCGAUCAAAGACUCUUCCCGAAUCGCUGAUAAUGAAGUCCUACUCGCACGCUAACAUGCUUCUUCGUACUAUGGUCGGUGGACUUCUGGGAGAUGGAAGACCGUUGUUAAUCUUAAGUGUACAAAUGAACGCAAACAUACAUAGGAAGUCCCCAGGGACAUUCAGUCGGCCGCCUCUGCAGCUUGCCAUGCAAGCCAGAGUGCGAUAGGUUGGGAAAGUAAAGCUUCUCUUGAGCUGUUCUAAGGCGCAAGAGUUUUGCAAGAAUCUCAGUAAACGAAUUAGAUUAUUGAGCCAACACGAAACUGUUUUUACUUGGCUGGUGAAUAGGUCUUUGAAUUCCUUGCGCACGGAUGCCAUCCCAACAAACUUUUAGCUUUAUCCUUUCGUGCGUAAUUGAUAUUUCUUCUCCUGAUAUUUCGCUUAUUUCUCUGUUUAGAAUGACUGUAAUUGCGGCUUGCAAGAUGGAUCUCCGGAAUUACCCCAUGGAUAAGCAAAACUGUAGUCUCCUCUUCGAAAGCUGUAUGUUUCUUGGACUAAUGACUGUAUUCUUAGGAUCACAUUCAAAAUUAUGACAAAUUGUGGAAUUUUUCAGUUACAUUGUUAUUGUCACACAGUUUCUUAAGUAUUCAUGCACCCACUAACCAAACUACUAUCCCGCCUGGAAGAGUUAUUGACUGCCUGCGUCUGGAAAAGCUUACGGAGUUUUAGUUGAAUUUCCCUCUAACUUCAAGAAUAAGAAGUAGAUAUAUUUCUGAUAUUCAUUUUCACAAAACUGUUAUUUCUCUGAAACCUCAUGGAAUUAUUUGGCAGAUGGUAUGACCACAGAUGACCUAUUCUUCAAGUGGGACGUAAAGGACGGGAGUGACGAUCUGAAAACCGCCGUGGCAAUAGGAGACGAACUGAUCAUGUCACAGUUCGCACUCGAUGGAUAUUCAGUCCGUGAAAUAACAGCCUCCUAUGUUACAGGUAUGAAGAAGUAACUUUUCAGAGCUUACAACUUCAUUAGCCUGGGUCCAGAUAAAACAGUUUACCGGGCGGGGUUAGAUUGAGUCUCCGUCGAAAAACGGUGAUUUUAAAUUUUAACAAUCCGAUAUCAGAUAUGCGGUGUGAUUGUUAGCGAGUUCCACUCGCACGAGAUUUUAGGUGACUAAAUGUGGCUAGUUCCCAGUCAAGGACAGAGUUAGUAGGUAGUAACCCAGGUUGCUCUCUCCAUGACCCUGGUGAUACAACAUUUUAGAAUGCUUUAUCUCAAAUAGCUAUAAAACAAAACAAUAAAACAACCGCAAAACAAAAUAAGAAGGGGAGGGGUCAGGUGCAUCGUAUAAAUGCAUAGUUUCUUUGUACAUCAAGUAUCACAAGGAGUUUUCUAAAUCCUUGUCUGAAGUAACUUAUCGAUUUGUUACAGGAAAUUUUUCCAUGCUGCAGCUAACUUUCUACAUUAGACGAAAAAAAUUCUACUACGUCGUUUCGAUUUAUAUUCCAACAAUUCUAAUCACCAUUUUGAGUUGGGUCUCCUUUUGGAUCCCACGAAACUCUCCACCAGCUCGGGUCGGGCUCGGAAUCACGACCGUCCUCGCCCUGACGACAUUGAUUUUCGGAAUUCAGUCGUCGAUGCCGAAAGUGAGCUACGUAAAAGCAAUUGACUGGUUUCUGUGUGUCUCCUUUCUCUACGUGUUCGCUGCUUUGGUCGAAUACCCGAGUUCCACUUUUGUCAAGUCUCAAGCCCAGAAACUGUCACGAAAGGGAACGAACAUUCUACGUAAGGUUAAAGGCCUGAAGGAAGACCCUGAAGAUAUUCCGUUAUCAGGGACAAGAUACGGUAGCACAGACAAGGUAGAUGAAUCAUUACAUAAUGCAUUCCGACAGUGUUGAUUGGCCAAGGAACCCUGGUAUACCACGCGAUAUACCAUCGGUAAAACUCCAGGGUCCAGUUGUUCGAAGGCCGAUUAGCGCUAACCCAGGGUUAGAUUUUAAUCUGGGUUUCUUUAUUCCUUUACUCUAAAGCCUUUUUGGGAAAAUUUUCAGUGUCCUUUUUAAAGCAUCAAAUAGUCAUACUCUAGACAAAAAGAAUUCGACUGAAUGUUCUUUUAAAGCUUUUAGAUCUGAAAUCGGAUUUCACACUAACCCUGGGUUAUCUUAACCCAGCUUUGAACAACCCGGCCCUGCAGGGCUAUUUGGGUCGUUUUCAUUAAAAUUGUUAUUCCAUUCGAGCUUGUUGGAAACGAGAUAGUAGACAUUAUCCCCGAGUAGCAGUUUAACAACAAGUAAGGUACAAAAUUUACGAUUGCUUAUUUUCUCAAACUGCAUAAGGAAAUUCAUGCGAUAAGUUAUCAAAAAACACUUUGAGGUAACAGUUCUUAAUUCAAGCAGAAGCAACGAGACUCUUUCCCGUUCCCUUCGCAGCCUGUUUUAGUCAACUUUUCAAUAAAAUUCGGAAUAACUUUAAUUUUUCAGGAGGAAUCCGAUCUUCGUAAACUUUCUAGGAACAGAAUUGGAGACAUGAACAGCACCUACGACCAUUCGUUGCAUGAAAACAAUAUAGAUGGUGAUAGUCACCAGACCUCUCAAGGUCGCCGCAAACAAAUGUCAUCUGAAGACGAUGAUUUUGUGAAUAACUUUAGAGAUGACGUAACAGUGAAUACUGUUGAUAAAUACGCCAGGUUUUGUUUCCCAGUCUCAUAUUUACUUUUUAAUCUAUGUUAUUGGAUUGUCUUUUUGUCAACGUAAUCACUUGAUGUUCGGAAGGAAAAUCACAGUCAAUAAAUAAUUUUGAUGGAUAUGAUUCAUAAGAAUUAUCGCAAUAUUUAACAAUUAUUUAUUUAUUCUAAUUGAAAGAGUACUGUUACGGAAACUUAGCACAGGCUAACCAGCCACAAGCUAUGCCGUUUUUUCUGAGGCUCGAUAAAAUUUCCCCUAUUCGCAUAACUCUUUGGACUCGAGAUGGUUUUUUCAAAAAGUUGACAGACAGUUCCUGUAUGGGAAUUUGAAGCGCCAUUUUUCUCGUAGAGCAAUUUUAUGUCACAAAAAUAAAAUGAAGGGAUUUUACAAGAAGACCCGAGUAAUUUAUUUAUUAAGUAAUCUAGUUUUUAAUUUUAUCUUGUUUACUCAAAUUAAGAACGUGUCAGG